AGGAAAAGAAAACGAAAAGACUGAGGAGGAUUUUUGACUUAUCCAAGAGAAGCAGCGACAGAUUCAGUGAGGUCGAUCCCAUCUGAUCGGAGCUUCGUCUUCUUCAUCUGCUACCGCCGCCGCCGCCGCCGCUCCGCCGUCGACGAAGUGUGCUCCGAGACGGUACCGGGCUAGCUCCGGCGAAGCUCUAGAGAGAGAGAGAGAGAGAGAGAGAGAGAGAGAGAGGGGAAGAUGCCUGAGAACCCUUCUUCAGCUUCAGCCGUCGAUCCGGCCGCCGCCGCCGCCGCCGCCGCCGCCGUCAAGCGCUACGCUCCUCCGAAUCAGAGGAAUCGCUCUCUCAACAGGCGCAAAUCGGGAGAGCAACUUGAUCGACCGAACAAUUUUUAUGCAAGUGAUGGAGAGAAGAAUCACACAGCUGCUUCAAGGAACACCAUCAAUGAUCAGAGGGAUGCAGGGAGAAGCAACCUUCCAAAGGAAAACCCUCAUCUGGGAUCGAUUGCCUUAGAAGGGUGCUCUACCAGCGAAGCUUCUCGUCUUCUAAAUGACCGCUGGGAAGCUACAAUUCGCAACUGCAAUGAUUUAUCUAUAGAGUCAUCUGAAAGACCUGUUAUGUACUCUGGAAGCACCGCGCCUGCAUGGGGAGCCGUCAAACUUCCUCAUCAGUUAAUAGCUCCAUCAGGUGUUGGAUCUCCCAAUUCCCAGAUGGACUUCUUAAGUGAACUUCGCCGGGCAAUGCGCAAUGCAAAUGCAGGUUCUUAGGUGUAGCAAUUUGGCAUCCGUACUCAAGAUGAAGUUAUUGGUUGUGGAAGUGGACAUAAAUUAUUGCAGCUUUCACUUUUCAAGAGACUGGCGAGUUGUGGCAAACACCAUGUACCCAGUUGGCUAUCCUCCAUUUGUGGAGCAAAACUAAGAUGCGUUGCCCGAAGAUGAGCACCUAUAAAUAUGCUUUCCACUGCUGUCUUCCCUGACGGCAUUAGUACUAACCGUUUUGAGUAGCUCAUUAUGACCUCCUUGUCACGAAUGCCUCUGUGCAAGUAGUGUGCAUGCGCGUGCGGGGAGUAGCAGUAGGUCCUUGUGUCUGUUGUUGUGCGUGUGCAAUCAUUUCGAAUUGAGUUUCUUUGAAACAGUGAUUGAAAACUGUUUUAGUUUUUUCGGUCUAAUAUAAGAGCUGGUUCUCACUUGUCCUCCUCCA
Molecule: messenger RNA, 1192 nt
Organism: Syzygium oleosum
Lineage: Eukaryota; Viridiplantae; Streptophyta; Magnoliopsida; Myrtales; Myrtaceae
Exons: 6
Coding region: 232-759 (175 amino acids)
Source: RefSeq, a predicted model, not a curated record